Callithrix jacchus (white-tufted-ear marmoset) is the source of this 2506-nucleotide messenger RNA. RefSeq names its product coiled-coil domain containing 194 (gene CCDC194). The record is from RefSeq and is a predicted model, not a curated record. Lineage: Eukaryota; Metazoa; Chordata; Mammalia; Primates; Cebidae.
AGCAGGAGUUAAUGGUCUCCCCUUUUCACAGAGGGGGAGACUGAGGCAUAGAGGAGGGCAGCACGCUCGGGAUGCAGGAACUCAGGACCCCUAGUUCUUUCUUGGGCUCGACGAGAUGGACCAGCCCCUGGAGGGUGUCCAACCCCUCCCAAUGGACUCGGGAAGCCACGGCCAGGCUGGGCGGAACCGUGGGUGUCCCUGGCGCCGCAAGGUGCCAAUUAAAUGCUCGUGGCCGUCUGGGGCCAGAGCUGUGGACGGCAGCAUGGCCGAGCCGGGGCCGGAGCCCGGGCGUGCCUGGCGGGUGCUCGCCCUGUGCGGGGUGGCCGUGUUCCUGGCCGCAGCAGCGGCUGGCGGGGCCCUGGUAGCCUGGAAUCUGGCCGCCUCGGCCGCUCGGGGACCUCGCUGCCCGGAGCCGGGGGUCAAUGCCACAGUGCCGCCCGGGGACCCGCCGCCUGGGGUCGAUGAGCUGCGACGCCGGCUGGCAGAGGCUGCCGAGCGGGAGGAGGCCCUAGCCAGGCAGCUGAACCGGGCAGAAGGUAUCCGGCGGGAGUUGGAGAAGGCAUUAAAGGCCUGUGAGGGCCACCAGAGCCGGCUUCAGACCCAACUAACGACACUGAAGAUUGAGAUGGACGAAGCCAAGGCACAGGGGACCCAGAUGGGGGUCGAGAACGGGGAGCUGACAGAAGCCCUGGCGCGCUGGGAGGCGGUGGCCAUGGAGUCUGCGCGGCGGCUGGACGAGGCUCAGCGGCGCGCCGGUGUAGCGGAGGCUGAGAGCGAAGCCUGCGCAGCCCGAGAGGCGGCGCUGCGCGAACGCUAUAACGCCCUGGAAACCGAGAUGAGCCACCAGCGCAGAGUGCCCCGGCCGCGGCCCCGCUCGGGGUCCCGACCCCGGCCCAGCCCUCGCUCGCGAUCUCGCUCCGGACCCUCCGGGGGCUGCCGGCGGCCGGCGCGGCGCGCACGAGGGUGAGUCGGCCCCAGCCGGAAGGGGGCUUCGGCCAAGGAGGACAGACAUUGGUGGGGGGGACUCUGCGGGACGUGUAUAGAGGCGCCCUCACGCUGGAUGCGACGCUCGGCUUUAGACCCUGGAGCCGCCCUGAAUGGACACUGCACAGAAAGGAGCCUCAGCCCUCUCUCUUCAACCGUGUAAAGUACUUAUUCUACAGACAGGGAAACUGAGGCCCAGGUGAUCAUGCAGUGAGUUAGUGUGGAGCUGGGAUUUGAAGUCUCCUCUAACAAAAGUGUUGCCCUCAAUUUUUGAGGACUUUAGGACUAGCCCUGGCUCAGGAGUGACCUGAAACGGUCACUCUCCCUCUCUGCGUCUCAGUUUAUCCUAUCUGUAGAAUGGGUGAUUGAACUCAUGAUAGGGAGUUGAUUUGACAACAAAAGCUGAUGAAAGUGGCACAAUAGGAAAACCGCAAAUCCCUAACCCUGUGAGAAGGAUACAAAACUCCCAGAUGGAAUUUAAACAAAAAGAACUAAGCAACGUGUUUGUUUGGCUGGUUUUGUUUGGUUCUGAGAUGGAGUUUCACUCUUGUUGCCCAGGCUGGAGUGCAAUGGCACGAUCUGGGCUCACUGCCACCUCUACCUCCUGGAUUCAAGCAAUUAUGCCUCAGCCUCCCAAGCAUCUGGGAUGACAGGCCCCCACCACCAUGCCCAGCUAAUUUUUGUAUUUUUAGUAGAGACGAGGUUUCACAAUGCUGAUCUCGAACUCCCGAAUUUAGAUGAUCCACCCGCCUCGGCCUCCCCAAGUGCUGGGAUUACAGGCAUAAGCCACUGUGCCCAGCCCAUGUUUUUAACCUAAACUGCAACAAAGGUGACAUGCCUGAGAUGGAGCAGUGAUUCAAUAUUCCCAAGUGUGUUAAUCACUAUAGUAAUAGAUCAAAUGAGAAAAUUUAUAAAUUGUGGGGGGGAAAAACACAUCAAAAUCAGUGCCAUGGUAAGGACAUCCACUGUCAAGUAGUUAUUUUUCUGGGCAUACUAGCCAAUGCAAUUACACAAGAAAAAUAAAAGGUACAAUGAAAAGGAAGAGAAUCUCAUGAAAGUACUGUUCCUAUGGGUCAAAAAUCAUUGAAAUAUGGACACUUUUAUAUUGCUCAAUUUCACAUGACUGUAUUGGUGGGUUUUCUUUCUUUUUUCUUUUUUUUUUGAGACAGAGUCUUGCUCUGUCUCCAGGCUGAAGUGCAGUGGCACGGUCUCGGCUCACUACAAUUUCUGCCUCCCGGAUUCAAGUGAUUCUCCUGCUUCAGCCACCCACGUAGCUGGGACUACAGGCGCCCACCACCAUACCUGGCUAAUUUUUGUGUUUUUAGUAGAGACGGGGUUUCACCAUGUUGGCCAGGAUGGUCUCGAUUUCCUGACCUCGUGAUCUGCCUGCUUUGGCCUCCCAAAGUGCUGGGGUUACAGGUGUGAGUCACCGUGCCUGGCUUAUUUUUCAAGUCUUUAAACAUUUUUAGCUUGUUAUCUAAAUGUAAACUUUAUGUUUGGCGUAACUACAGACUUACAGAAA